GACGCGGGGCGGGCACAAAAGCGCCGCGCCCGGACACGCCGCCUUGGAGUCGGCGCCGGGGGCCGGGUGGGGUCAGUGGGCCGGAGUUCAGCGCUUAGCGGUGCCGGUACGGGCGGCUGUCUCGGGACACGCACGAUGCCGGCGGCGCGGCAGCGCGGAGCACGGGUUCUGUGGACGCUGCUCUGGGUGGCCCUGGUGCGCUCCUACAACGUGGAUGUGGGUCGCCCCGUGAUUUUCCGGGGUCCCAACGGCUCCUUCUUUGGGUACUCGGUGCUGCAGCACUACCACGAUAGCACACGGUGGGUCUUGGUUGGUGCUCCCAAGGCAGAAUCUAAAUACAGCACCUCUGUUAAGUCCCCAGGAGCAGUGUUUAAAUGUCGAGUUCAUACCAACCCUGACAGAAGAUGCACAGAACUGGAUAUGGGGAGAGGCAAUUCUCGGGGCAUGCUCUGUGGAAAGACCUGUAAGGAAGACAGAGAUGAUGAGUGGAUGGGUGUGAGCCUAGCUAGACAGCCAAAGGCUGGUGGAAGUGUGCUGGCAUGUGCACACCGCUGGAAAAACAUCUACUAUGAGACAGAGUACAUCUUGCCCCAUGGCUUCUGCAACAUCAUUCCUCCUGACCUGCAGUCCAAAGGGAGGAAGCUGUUGCCCUGCUAUGAAGAGUACAAGAAGAAGUAUGGGGAGGAGCAUGGUUCAUGCCAGGCAGGGAUUGCAGGCUUCUUCACCAAGGAACUGGUCAUCAUGGGGGCACCAGGAUCUUAUUAUUGGACAGGAACUGUCAAAGUACUGAAUCUCACUGACAACACAUACUACAAGCUGAAUGAUGAUGCUGUGAUAGCCAGGAGGUACACAUACCUUGGAUAUGCGGUGACAGCAGGCCAUUUUUCUCAGCCGACUACAACUGACAUUGUAGGAGGAGCUCCCCAGGAUGGAGGCAUUGGAAAGGUUUAUAUUUUCAGAACAGACAGACAAUCUAGCUCUCUAAUAAAGAUUUUUCAGGCUUCAGGAAAAAAGAUGGGCUCUUACUUUGGCUCCUCCUUAUGUGCAGUUGACCUGAAUUCUGAUGGUUUGUCAGACCUGCUGGUUGGAGCACCUUUGUUUUCUGAGAUCAGAGAUGAGGGUCAAGUCACAGUCUAUAUCAACAGAGGAAAUGGAGUGCUGGAAGAGCAGCUCACCCUGGUCGGUGACAGUGCCUAUAAUGCACACUUUGGGGAGAGCAUGGCUGCCCUUGGCGAUAUUGAUGAUGAUGGCUACCCAGAUGUUGCCAUUGGAGCACCUAAGGAAGAUAACUACAUAGGAGCAGUGUACAUUUACCAUGGGGAUGCCAAUGGUAUUAUACCUCAGUACUCUAUGAAGCUGUCUGGACAAACAAUAAACCCAAAGCUGCGUAUGUUUGGCCAGUCCAUAUCAGGGGGAGUUGAUAUGGAUAGCAAUGGUUACCCAGAUAUGACUGUUGGAGCCUUCCUGUCAGACAAUGUGGUACUUCUGAGAUCCAGGCCUGUCAUUACCGUGGAUAUUGCCAUUUUCCUGCCCGUAUCUAUCAAUAUCACAGCUCCUCAGUGCCAUGAUGGUUUGCAGCCGGUGAACUGCCUCAAUGUCACAGCAUGCUUUCGUUUCAGUGGCAAGCAUGUUCCUGGAGAAAUAGGUUUGAAUUAUAACUUGACUGCUGAUGUGGCAAAGAAGGAAAAGAGCCAGCAGCCCAGAGUUUAUUUUGUGACUUCUGGAGAGACAGCAGGGCAGAUUACAGAGAAGUUACAACUGUCAUUCAUGCAGGAAAAGUGUGAGCAUUACCUAGCAUAUGUCAAGAAAAGAGUGAAGGACGUCAUCUCUCCAAUUGUAUUUGAAGCAUCAUACAGCCUUGGGGAACAUGUGAUAGAAAGAGGAAAAGAGGACAAGGAACUAACUGCUCUGAAGCCCAUUCUUCGCUGGAAGAAAGGACAAAAGAUAGCACAAAGGAAUCAGACUGUUUUUGAGAGGAACUGUCAAUCUGAUGACUGUGCUGCUGAUUUGAAACUUCAGGGUAAAUUACUGCUAUCUAGUGUUGAUGACAGAACUGCCUACCUGGCCCUGGGAGCAGUGAGGAACAUCUCACUUAACAUUUUCAUCUCCAACACUGGUGAUGAUGCCUAUGACACCAAUGUUUUCUUCAAUUUUUCUGGAGAGCUCUUCUUCAUCAAAAUGUGGCAAAAGGAGGAGCUGGGCAUUGCUUGUGAAUUACUGGAGUCAGAUUUCCUCAAGUGCAGUGUGGGAUUUCCUUUCAUGAGAUCCAAAUCUAGGUAUGAGUUCAGUGUGAUCUUUGACACAAGCCAUUUGACCGGGCAGGAAGAAACACUUACCUUCCUUGUUACUGCCCAAAGUGGAAACCUAGAACGCACUGAAUGUCUGCAUGAUAAUACUUUAAUCCUGUCUGUGCCCCUGAUGCAUGAGGUGGACUCAUCCAUCAAUGGAGAAGUCUUCCCUACAACAUUUUUCUACGGUGAUUCUGUGGCAGCUUCCAACUUUGUUCAGUUGGAAAACCAUGAAUGCCUUUUCCAGUCUCUCAACUUCACACUGCAGGUUUAUAAUGCUGGACCAAGCACUCUUCCUGGAGCUUUUCUUGAUAUUUCGAUUCCAAACCGCCUCUCUGCCACUGGAGCCGAAAUAUUUCAUAUUCAGCAGAUGAUGGUUGGUCAGGAAAAAGGAAGCUGUUCUUUCCAAAGAAACCACAGCCCCUGUGUUGUUCCUCAAGAAAAUGAAAAUAUUUUCCACACAAUAUUUGCUUUUUUCACGAAGUCUGGCAGAAAAGUAUUGGACUGUGAAAGACCAGGCAGAUCUUGUUUAAUUGUACACUGCAACAUAAGCUCACUACCUAAAGCAGAGUCCUGUGAUAUAAAUAUAUACAUGCUGCUGAAUACCGAGAUACUCAAGAGGGACAGUUCAUCGGUCAUCCAGUUUGUCACAAGGGCAAGGCUACAGGUGGACCAUGACCUCAGAGUUGUGGAAGUGCCCAAUGGGAACCCAGAACAAAAACCAGUGGUCUUUGAGGCCUUGCACAAUCUGGAGCCUCGUGGCUAUGUUGUCGGAUGGAUCAUUGCCAUCAGUUUGUUGGUGGGAAUUCUCAUCUUCCUGUUGCUAGCUGUGCUCUUAUGGAAGAUGGGCUUCUUCCGACGGAGGUACAAAGAAAUUAUUGAGGCUGAAAAGAGCAGAAAGGAGAAUGAAGAUAGUUGGAACUGGGUCCAGAAAAAUCAGUAAACUACCCAUGAAAACAAAACUGCCCAGUCAUGUGACAUGCACUCGCUAGUCUAUAGGUCCUGCUCUCGUAUCUUCCAUAUGUGGAAGAAGGAAUCUUCUCCAGAUUUUUUGGAGACCCCAUUGAUGCUGUGUCUUUAUUACUCCAAAAAGCUAGGGAACAUAUCCUGAGGCAACCACUGCAGCCAUGUCAGGUGACUGGAGCAAUUCACACUUCAUUUAAGAGUUGAACUUUGAACUUUGGUAACCAAGCUGCAGUGCAGAGCAAUAUUUAUGAAUCCAACUAUGUAGUAUGCCCUCAGGGGAAGACUUUGACCUAAGAAUAUUUUUUAUAAUUACAAGCUUUUUAUAUUGAGUAUGUCUUUAUAUUUGUAUCAAUGUUUUAUAAUUUCUAUUGAAUAGUUAUAUAGUUCACUCAAGCACUGAUAUGUGUCUAAAUCUUUGGAAAUACAUACAUACAUAUAUAUAUAUAUAUAUAUAUAUAAAUUCUAUUGUACUUUUAAACAUCAAUGCAAGAGAGAAAAGAGAGAUUUGCAGAUAAAAAUAGCUGGAAUCCUCAUAUGCUUAAUUCACAACACUUGGUAAUAUCUUAUAUAGAUCAUUUAAUACAAAUAAGCCAAAAAUCUUUUUACUAUCUCUUUCUUUAAGUUAAAUUUGGUAUUUGAUUUAUAAGCUACAGAACCUAAAGUGUUUCACAGUUGUGAUACUCUAUAUUUUGAGUCUGUCCUUUACUAGCCUGGAUGGGAGAGGAUAAAAAUAUUUCUUCAGUGACAUUUAGCAAGACGUAGCUUGCUUUGGCUCACUGAAGAAGGCAGCACAGAAUGUUCUCUUUAUGAAGUUUUAUUUUGCAGUCUCUAGGACUGUACAGUUGAGGUACCAGAAGGACAUAAUUGGGCGAACCACUAUGGCAUUGACAAAUUCCUUUAAAUAUUUUUUUAAAGGUAAUUAAGUCAUAUCAAUAUUAAGAUGGAUAGUUUUAAAGCUACUGUUAAAGAUUGUGAUCUGUUGCUAUCAAAGUGAUAAAUUGCUACAUGCUGUGAGCAUUAUGUCUUUCAUGUGAGUUACAUACUUGAGUCAUGAGUUUGUUUAUAUGAUAAUUUUAAGAGAGAUAAGUAGAUGCAAGGAUUAAAAUGUUAGGAUAUUUGAGUCUUGAGAUUGCCUAUCUGGGUGUUCCAAGUACUGAAUGUAUUUCCUCAAGAAUUUAGAAGGAAAUUUAGUAAAGACGCAGGUGUUACUGGAUCUCAGCUUGCCACUUUUAUUGCUGGUAAUUCUUUAACAAAUUGUUUGUUGAAUUAGAAGAAAUCCAGUUGCAAUUCAUUCAAACACGUUUCUUCAAAAAGCUCUUGGAUUUCUGAAUAGAAAUAGUGGAACUUUGUAAGACUUGGGUUUAGAUUCUACUUGAUUUUACACUUUGUGUGAAUAAGGAGCAAAUGUCAUGUUGGUAUAAAACCCAUAUAAAGGAAAGAAGGGCCAUGCUCUGUGGUAGAAAGUGAAACCAGGAUUGAAAGGUUGCAGGAUGUCGUCUUCCUUAAGAGUGUGGUAAAAGAACAGCUGGAAGUUUGGAAACUGGAAUGCAGAGAACAUGCAAGAAAUCUGCUUGAGAACAGGUCUUCCUCUUCCUUGCCAUAUUCAUGAUAGCUUCAAAUUAUAAAAAUGGACCACAUUCAUAUUCCUGUUUGCUUUUUUUAUCACCACCAUCAUCAGGUGUCGGCUAUUACUACAGUAUUCACCGAUAUUUAUUAACUAUUAGCUAUCUGCAUGCAUUAGGGAGAAAAUAGUUUUAAAGUGAAUUAAGUGUACUGAUUCAAGAUCAGACAAGAAAAACUCACAAGUUGCUUGGCUUAUCUGAGAGAGAAAUUAUGCCUGAUGUAAACUCCAAGUCUGUAGACCACUUAAGCAAUCUUUUCAAAGUGGCAAGGACUUCUGCAAGCAUAACAGUAAAAACAGCCCUUUCUAUGCCUAAACACAUGAAUGAUAAUGACCCCACAUACCAAGUCAGUGAUGUGCAGGUAGCCCAAUUUGCUGAAAUCAAUAGAUAUGAAAAAUUUUUCUUUGACAAUAUUUAGUAUCAAUUUUCUUGAAUGUCUUCUGUUUAUGGGCAUAUUUUGGAGUUUUGCACAAGUUUAAAGCAUAGUAUCAAUUUGACAUGGAAAUAUAUAAUACUGCUUUCACUAAAGAAUUAAGAGAAUCACAGAAUUAAUCCUAAGUCUACCCCCUUGCUAGGGUCUCUUGGAUAUAAAUGAAAAUAGAAAUUAGUUCAUUGAAUGUGCAUUGAUUAAACUGGCAUGAGGACUAAUUACUUUUGGAGCUUGGUUUGCAUGCACAGUAGAGUAUCUGCACCAUCGUCCCUUCUUUUUCUUAGAACGUUAUUACUUACAUAUUGUGAAAUUGUAUAUUUCUUUUUGUGAACUUGUGAUAGGAAGAAUGUGUACACUCUUACUGAUGUCACCUGUAUUUAGAAGCUUGUGUUCACCUGUAUUCUGAUUCACUUGCACUGUUAUGGAAAUGUCAGGUUUACAAAAAAUACAACAUUUUGGAAUAAAAAAUGACUGCAAAAUUAUCCUAAUAAUAUUUUGUCAGUUAUUUGCCUUGUCUAGCUCAAGUACUUUUCCAUUAAGUGGGUGAGACAUUUUCUCCUGUAUAUCUGAAUUAAGUACUGUAUGUGUGUGUUUAUCUGUGUGUGGCUAGUAGACAUCUUUUAUUGUAAUUCUAUGAUUUAUAACAUCAAAAUAUUUGGAGACAAAGAGUACAGUUGACUUGGGUAUAGUACUUUAAACCUCUGGAAAUAAAAUAAAAGUAGUGAGAAUUAUUUAUAUUUCAUCAAUCUUGCUUUAUUAACAUCAAAUUAGACCCCAUGUGAUUGUGAUACUGACCUGUGUUAAGAGUAUCAACCUGUAUAACUUGAGUUCUGUUUCAGUGUAUGAAUUUGAUGGAAGUUGAAUUUUUCAGCUUCAUGUGAUUUUCCGGGAAGGAUUUAUAGUCA
Motacilla alba alba is the source of this 6211-nucleotide messenger RNA. It is a transcript of the gene ITGA9, whose product is annotated as integrin subunit alpha 9. Gene Ontology annotation, cellular component: external side of plasma membrane; integrin complex. Gene Ontology annotation, biological process: cell-matrix adhesion; integrin-mediated signaling pathway; cell-cell adhesion. NCBI's taxonomy places the organism in Eukaryota, Metazoa, Chordata, Aves, Passeriformes, Motacillidae. The transcript has 28 exons. The record is from RefSeq and is a predicted model, not a curated record. Gene Ontology annotation, molecular function: integrin binding. Bases 136 to 3231 code for a protein of 1031 amino acids.